UCAUUCGAACACUGCCUCCUUUUCCCAGCUUCCACAGAGACAGACUUAGAUCCACAAUGCCCACAAAAACGUGCCGUAUCAUGCCAUUCUAGCACAACGGCGAGCUCCCCCAUGGCCUUAGCAUCGGUCCAAUCAGUGGCGACCAUGAGAGUCCUCAGCUCCACGAAGCAAAACCUCCGAGCUCCUAACUCACCAACCAACCCGCCGGCAUCCGAAACAUCCACACCCCAAUACCUUUUGCACUCCCACAGGCUCAGCCAGCCGAGACGCCACGUGGGCCCGUCCUCCUCGAGGCCGGCCAGCGGCCUGCCCUUUCUGAAGGGCAAAACCCUGAAAUCGGGGGAAACGGGUCCGUUGCUCGGGCUAGAUAGCAGGGACCGGAGGGUUUGGAGGGCGGAUUGUGGGGAGAGGGCGUCGGUCGGCCUCGGUGUCCUUGAUCUCGACGGAUUGCCGGCGAAGGCGUGGAAAUUGAGACUCAUUUUUCUGGUGCCGAAGGAGAGUGAUUUGCAGAGGAAAUUGGUGAUGGUGGAUGAAGAAAAGGAGGGCAUGCUAACAGUGCUGUGGUUACUUGCAUUGGCUUUUAUCCGCCAUGAACGGUCGUCCGCGGAGCUAUGGCGG
Molecule: messenger RNA, 618 nt
Organism: Striga asiatica
Lineage: Eukaryota; Viridiplantae; Streptophyta; Magnoliopsida; Lamiales; Orobanchaceae
Source: the annotation of a GenBank genome assembly